Scaptodrosophila lebanonensis is the source of this 472-nucleotide messenger RNA. RefSeq names its product chymotrypsin inhibitor SCI-III. The transcript has 2 exons. Gene Ontology annotation, molecular function: serine-type endopeptidase inhibitor activity. The record is from RefSeq and is a predicted model, not a curated record. Lineage: Eukaryota; Metazoa; Arthropoda; Insecta; Diptera; Drosophilidae. Bases 112 to 363 code for a protein of 83 amino acids.
AAAUAGUUGGGAAAAAAACAAACCUAGAGCACAGUACGUUGGGUGUUAAAGAGUAAGUCGGUCGGUCGAUUGGUUGGUUGGUUGGUUUUAAGCAUCGAGGCGCGUCUGGCAAUGCGUUGGCUUAGCAUUGGACUGUGCCUCUGGCUGGUGUGUCUGCUGUACGGCUCUGGAGAGGCAGCCUCCAAACGCGUGAAAUUGUGCCUGGAGCCAGCGAUCAGCGGUCGCUGCUUCGGCUAUGUGGAGAGCUAUGCCUACAAUCCUAUCAAGCGGCACUGCGAGCAGUUCGUCUAUGGGGGCUGUGGCGGGAACGAUAAUCGCUUUACCACUAAAGCGGAGUGCGAAUACAAUUGUCGUGAUGUUUAACAAUAACAAAUAGCGCAUGAAUGACAUAAAAAUUAAGUGUACUUUGAGCUUCGACUUAACAUACUAUAUUUACAAUAUCAUACAAAUAUCAAGACAUACUAUACAUAUA